UGGAGCGGGAUGCGGCGCGGCGCCCGCCCUCCCGCCGGCAGCAUGAGCCCGUCCUUCCUCCUCCUCCUCCUCCUGGCCCUGCCCGCCCGCGCUCGGCGGCAGCAGGUGCCCGGAGGGGAGCAGCCGGGGCCGGCGGGCCGCAACGCCCCUGUGCCUUCCUCCCCUUCCUCCUCCUCCUCUUCCUCGGCGGCAUUGGCGGCGGCGGGGCCGAGCCGUUUCCCGCGGAGCCGCCCGGGGCGGCGGCGGGGCCGGCUGUACUGCCGGGUGGGCAUCGGCUUCCACCUCCAGCUGCACCCCGACGGCCGGGUGGACGGUGCCCACGACGCCAGCCCGCUCAGUGUUUUGGAAAUAUUUGCUGUGUCUCAGGGGAUUGUAGGAAUACGAGGAGUUUUCAGCAACAAAUUUUUAGCGAUGUCAAAAAAAGGAAAACUCCAUGCAAGUGAGCGGUUCACUGCGGAUUGCCACUUUCGGGAGCGCUUCCAGGAGAACAGCUACAACACCUACGCCUCGGCCGUGCACCGCAGCCCCCGCUCGGGCCGCCAGUGGUACGUGGCGCUCAACAAGCGAGGCAAAGCCAAGCGGGGCUGCAGCCCCCGCGCCCGGCCCCAGCACGUCUCCACGCACUUCCUGCCCCGCUUUCGGCAGCCCCAGCCUCCGGAGCUCGCCUUCACCGUCACGCUCCCCGAAAAGAAGCCCCCGCCGAAGCCGAAGGUCGUCCCAUCCCCGCCUCGGAAGAACCCUGUCCCUGUCAAGUACCGCCUGAAGUUUCGGUUCGGGUAGUGCCCCGUGGCCGGGCUGCCAGCGUGGGAGAGAGGACGCCUGGGAGCUUUUGGGGCUGACCCCGUGGAGACCGACGUCCCUGCUCCCCAGACAGAUGUGGAUGCUCCAGGUAGCUGUGCUGGGCCCAGGGUCUUCUCACCCUGCAAACUGGACAGCAUCCUCAGAGAGGUGUGCUGGGAUGACAGA
Dryobates pubescens (Downy woodpecker) is the source of this 966-nucleotide messenger RNA. It is a transcript of the gene FGF5, whose product is annotated as fibroblast growth factor 5. Bases 10 to 780 code for a protein of 256 amino acids. Gene Ontology annotation, biological process: fibroblast growth factor receptor signaling pathway; positive regulation of gene expression; positive regulation of cell population proliferation. The transcript is spliced from 3 exons. Gene Ontology annotation, molecular function: growth factor activity; fibroblast growth factor receptor binding. Gene Ontology annotation, cellular component: cytoplasm. The record is from RefSeq and is a predicted model, not a curated record. NCBI's taxonomy places the organism in Eukaryota, Metazoa, Chordata, Aves, Piciformes, Picidae.